AUGCAAACAACAGAACAUUCACCUCCAAUAUCAACAUGGGUAGAUUCGUUGCGUCAUGAGGUGGAGGCUGGCCCUCAUCCCCAACUUCCAGACUUCGACCCUUUUGACAUGGAAAGCUUCCUACCGGAUAAUGAUGGUUUGUUUGCAGAUGACCUGGGCGCGUUGUCUACCGGCGGUUCUAGUCACGACUCUUCGACGUUAGAUCCCUCGUUGCAGGCUCCGUUAGAUGGCAUCUAUAUCUCCGCCAACUUCCAAGAGGAUGUUGCUUUCCUGCAAGCUGCACAAUUUGGGACGGGGCCGACGGAGGAUCUCAGUCUAUCACCGCUGCCAAUAGUAACCAGUCCAACUAGUGACUGGUAUCUCCCACCCCCGGAGCUCGGAACGACACUGCUUGCGGAGUUCCUGACUGACCUAAAUACCGCCUAUCCGCUCUACCAACCACAUGUCAUUGCCGACCACCUUCGGACAUGUUAUGCGGGGCUGCCUGAUGAUUCGGCAAUCGCUUGGACGAGUGCGUACAUCGUCUUUGGUAUGGCACAUCAUAUGCGUGGCAUGAGUUCGACUGGUGACAGCCAUAACAUGGACAUGGCCCAGUACUACCUUGCCCGCGCUUACUCCACACUUGACACUCUACUCACAGCGCCACCAUCCCUAGGACAGGUACAAUGCCUUGUCGGUAUUGCGUUACUCAUCGUCGCCAGCCCAUGCAGUAAUAAGAAGCCAGCGGGUCAAUUCGUCUCCACCGCCCUCCGUGUCAUCAGAAGUCUAGCCAACGAAGGCAAGAAAAGCAAUGCAACGGCACAGGAGCUCAGUGACGGCGCACACCAGCGUCGCGUUUUCUGGAUCUGCUUCACCAACGACAUCAGCCUGAGCAUUUUAAGCAACACGCAACCAACACACCAGCUUCAAGACGUAGCCAACUGCUCCGAUUUUGUAGCAGACGAGCUUGGUGCGCUCACUGCGACCGAGGGCACCUGGCGAGCGCAUAUCUUCUGGCUCUUCACAAGGAUAGCCUUACUUCAGACCGAAGCCAUCGACCAGGUACUCUCUCGCAAGACAAGUAACACGACUCCGCUGGACCUAAGCGCCGCCACAGCCAUCGUGCUCGCACGCUUACAGGCCUUUCACGAGCAACAUCACAUCUUUCAUCUCUCUGCUAGCCAGCUGGAACAGAUACUAUAUCGAGCAGAUAUCUGUCAUUGUGUUGCACUGGAGGCUUACUACUUCGGAACUGUAUAUCGACUACACGCGUUCACGGCGAUGGACAUGAGUUCGGAAGUCAACCCCUUCGAGCUAGACGGCUUAAUCAAGAUGUCGAAGAUGAAGCAACACAAAGCAUAUCUGGAGGCACAAAGGCUGCUGAGUCUACUGCCAGUAGCGCCCCGGGGCAACGUUGCUUUGUAUUGGUGA
Messenger RNA from Alternaria arbusti, 1410 nucleotides. RefSeq lists its product as uncharacterized. The transcript has a single exon. The record is from RefSeq and is a predicted model, not a curated record. Gene Ontology annotation, biological process: DNA-templated transcription. NCBI's taxonomy places the organism in Eukaryota, Fungi, Ascomycota, Dothideomycetes, Pleosporales, Pleosporaceae. The coding region runs from base 1 to 1410 and encodes 469 amino acids. Gene Ontology annotation, molecular function: DNA binding; zinc ion binding.